UCCCACGCCAGGGUCUUCUCUUUCCCAAAAUCCAGAUGAAGAAGUUUCUUUUACUAGUGAGUCUUUAUCUACUUGGAUCUGAGACAGGAGCAUCAGGUCAACCUGAUGAGUUUCCUGGCUCUCUGGAUCAUCAAGCUUUAGUUCAGCAACUGUCAGGUGAGUACUAUUCAUUUGCAAACCCUUCAGACGGUGAUGCUUUAUAUGAGACUUCUUCAGGAGACAACACUUUAAGUGAGCAUGCUUCCGUUGAACACACUUCGAGCGAGCACACUUCAGUCGAUCAUCCUUCUGGUGAGAACUCUGCAGUUGAACACACUCCGGGUGAGCAUGCCGCAGGCGAGCAUGCUUCUAGUGAACAGCUUUCUGGUGAACAGCCUUCUGGUGAACAGCCUUCCGGUGAACAGCCUUCUGGUGAAAAGUCUCUAAAUGAACAGCCUUCUGGUGAAAAGCCUGCAGGCGAACAGCCUGCAGGUGAACAGCCUGCAGGUGAACAACCUGCAAGUGAACAAGUUUCAAAUGAGAAACCUCCAGGUGAACAGGUAUCAGCACCUGAACAGCCGUCAGCAGAACAGCCUUCAGGCAUUCCGCCUUCCAGCACAAAUUCCGGCCCCAUAUUAAACUGCCAUACAUGCUCUUAUAUGAAUGACCAAGGAAAAUGUCUUCGUGGAGAAGGAGUCUGCACCACUCAGAAUUCCCAGCAGUGCAUGUUAAAGAAGAUCUUUGAAGGUGGGAAACUUCAAUUCAUGGUUCAGGGAUGUGAGAACAUGUGCCCAUCUAUGAACCUCUUCUCCCAUGGAACCAGGAUGCAAAUUAUAUGCUGUCGGAAUCAAUCUUUCUGCAACAAGAUCUAGAAGCCUAUGCCCUUGCUUCUUGCUGAUUCAGGCAGCAAAAAUCCUCCAUCACCCUACUGGACUCAAUUUAUAUUUAAUUUCUUCCCCAGUCAACAACUAAUCACAUCUUCCUCUGCCUGAGUGUCAGAUAAGAAGCUCAAAUAGCUUAUAUUUCCUCUCUUAUCUAUGCCUGUUACCCAUUCUUCUCUGCCCUCUGUCUUCCAGAUUCCCUUACCCCAUCUCUCAACAUUUUCUUUUUCAAUAAAUUCUGCAUGAUUAAA
This is a messenger RNA of Phacochoerus africanus (Common warthog), 1111 nucleotides long. It is a transcript of the gene ACRV1, whose product is annotated as acrosomal vesicle protein 1. The coding region runs from base 36 to 851 and encodes 271 amino acids. The record is from RefSeq and is a predicted model, not a curated record. NCBI's taxonomy places the organism in Eukaryota, Metazoa, Chordata, Mammalia, Artiodactyla, Suidae. The transcript is spliced from 4 exons.